AAGUCUCCGCAACACCACCUCCUCCUGGCGGUGCCGUUGGAUGUGCCCGCCGUGUAUUUUCCGGCCAGGAUGGCCUCCUGCAGCCGCUCGGACGUGUCGACGCGUGGCGAGAAAGCUGGCACGCUCAUGAAGGAGAGCAGCAGGCAGCUGUACGAGUUGGACGCCACCAGAGAUAGCAGGAGCCACGCCGUGAGCAGGCACCGGAAGCUCAGUGUGCGAAACUCGCUGCCCCAGUCACCUGGGGGUCGCAUUACAACACUCGAGGUGACGGACGUCCUGUACAGGUAUCAGACCCCGCGCUCCUGCGACUUGAUUACAUGGCCUCCGGGAUCGGCCAAUAAGAAAUUUUGUGUUUCUAUAACAAACAAAAGCCCGUUCAAUGCCUUGUAAACUGCUCUCGCAUUCAGUGUUGGCUCUCGGGCCUCAUUUGGCUGCACCGUCUGAA
This is a messenger RNA of Rhipicephalus sanguineus (brown dog tick), 445 nucleotides long. RefSeq lists its product as uncharacterized. The record is from RefSeq and is a predicted model, not a curated record. NCBI's taxonomy places the organism in Eukaryota, Metazoa, Arthropoda, Arachnida, Ixodida, Ixodidae. The transcript has 3 exons. The coding region runs from base 70 to 390 and encodes 106 amino acids.